AUGGCCAUAAACAAACUAGAAAGUAAUACAAUAGAAGUGGCUAAAGUUAUAGAAGUGGAGGAACUUUCAGCAGCGCCAGAUUUAGAAGAGUUAUUGUUUGUAGCUGUGACUUUUUGUGGUAUAAACUUUAAACCAUUUUUGCCAACUUCAACUGUGACAUUAUUCGCACUAAUAGUAAUAGUGAAAGCUCCAGCCAAUAUAACAAACAAUACUAUUAAAGCACGUUGA
Molecule: messenger RNA, 228 nt
Organism: Entrophospora sp. SA101
Lineage: Eukaryota; Fungi; Glomeromycota; Glomeromycetes; Entrophosporales; Entrophosporaceae
Source: the annotation of a GenBank genome assembly